AAAUCUAAACUAAACAUAUAUUUACAAAAUAAAUGAAAAGUCCAAACAAAAGUCUUCUUUAGUCCUUAGACUUACUCCGCCAGAGAUUUCUCGUUUCUUUCUUUUUUCAUUUUCGUUAAAAAAAUAAAAAAAUAAAAAACAGAAAUUUACCGCAACACAACAACCGGAAAACCCGCCGCCAAGAAAUGAGACGAUGGACUCAGCAGGGAUUAGCUUCGGGCGGGUCAAACAGCUCCGGGCCCAGCCCGGUCCUGCAAAUCGGGCAGACCGGGCGCUUAGCCAGCCACAUAUCGGCGCAUUCGAUGUGGAAACCGUGGUUGCAGCCGGGAACGAGCCGAGCCGGCUCGUCGACGCCGAUGGUGUCCAAACAAACCGCGCAGUCGUCGCCCAAAACCAAAUCCUUACCGGUGACGCUGGGAAGCUUCUGGAGCUGCGUGGGGGAGAGGCCGACGGGCUGGUUGUUCUUCACCGCCUCCGGGUCGUUCGCGGCGGCGGUGGGGGCGGCCGGGUAGGUGGCGGCGUACCAGAGUAAGCAGAAGUAGACUAUAAGCACUACGGACAUGCCGGCGCAUGGCAGGAACAGUGCGAGAAACACGGAGAAAAGCAUUUCUGUUUUUGUUUUUAUUUUUUUAACGGUCGAACGAU
Messenger RNA from Cuscuta europaea, 645 nucleotides. NCBI's taxonomy places the organism in Eukaryota, Viridiplantae, Streptophyta, Magnoliopsida, Solanales, Convolvulaceae. The record is from the annotation of a GenBank genome assembly.